GUCCGCCUGCAGGUCCGCCGCCCCGACGCGCCCAAGAACAUGAGCGGCACCGUCGCCCACAUCCUCCGCAAUCACGGCGUUACGGGCCUCUACAACGGUCUCUCGGCGUCGCUCCUCCGGCAGAUGACCUACUCCACCGUCCGCUUCGGCGCCUACGAGGAGAUGAAGAUCCGCGCGACCCGCGCCAACAACGGCAAGGCCCCGGCCUUCCCCGUCCUCGUCGCCAUGGCCUCGGCCGCCGGUUUCGUCGGCGGUAUCUCGGGCAACGCCGCCGACGUCCUCAACGUGCGCAUGCAGCAAGACGCCGCCCUCCCUGCCGCUGAGCGCCGCAACUACAGCCACGCACUCGAGGGCAUGCUGCGCAUGGCCCGCGAGGAGGGCCUCAUGAGUUGGUUCCGCGGCGUCCUGCCCAACAGCAUGCGCGCCGCCGCCAUGACGGCCUCCCAGCUCGCCUCGUACGACACCUUCAAGGGCAUGCUCAUCCGCCACACCCCCAUGGGCGACAACCUCACCACCCACUUCACCGCUUCCUUCCUCGCCGGCGUCAUGGCUGCCACCGUCACGAGCCCCAUCGACGUCAUCAAGACCCGCGUCAUGUCCGCGAGCACCCAGGAGGGGCUGGCGCACACCCUGGCCAAGAUCUACAAGGCCGAGGGCUUUGGCUGGAUGUUCAAGGGCUGGGUGCCCAGCUUCCUCCGCCUUGGACCCCAAACCAUCUGUACAUUUGUCUUUUUAGAAAUGCACCGCAAGGUCUAUAGAAAGGUCGCCGAUAUCGGCGGCAGCGGCGAGGAGGCGUCCAUCAAGGGGUAGAGAAGCAGAAAAAGCAGACUCGUGUUGGGCCUGUUUGCUAUACACAAUAAGUGUUUCCAUAGACUGGCGCUGCAUUAGCAUCAUCAGCGUGAGCAUCGUCUUGGGCAUGUUUGGGAGGCGUUGGAUUAGAGACAAUCUGUUGCAUUUGAUAGGAGUCAAGGAGGGUUCAUACACCCGGAGAAGAGAUAAAAAGAUUUUGUUUUGUUUC
Colletotrichum destructivum is the source of this 1018-nucleotide messenger RNA. RefSeq names its product Putative mitochondrial carrier domain superfamily. Gene Ontology annotation, biological process: thiosulfate transport; malate transmembrane transport; oxaloacetate transport. Lineage: Eukaryota; Fungi; Ascomycota; Sordariomycetes; Glomerellales; Glomerellaceae. The coding region runs from base 40 to 810 and encodes 256 amino acids. The record is from RefSeq and is a predicted model, not a curated record. Gene Ontology annotation, molecular function: malate transmembrane transporter activity; oxaloacetate transmembrane transporter activity; succinate transmembrane transporter activity. The transcript has 2 exons.